AUGUCUUUAGAGGACCAAGAAAUUCCUGAAAAUUCAAUUCUGAAUGAAGACGAUGAAAUAUGGGUGACAGAAAGUAGCAUUAAUGACAAUAAUAACAAGAAGCAAAUAUCUUUUGCAAAUAACAAUGAUAAUUAUUAUAAAAAAAAUCCUCGCGAUUUUUUCUCUUUAUAUCAAACCAGCAUGUCUAGCAUAUCUUUAAAUGGUGGAAACAUAGCUUCGAAUGAGACCGCGAAAAGUAUAGGAAGUUUAGAUAAUGUAUUGCCGGACGAGCUGCUCACUCAAGAACCCGAAUCUUAUAUUAAAGCAUUAACCGAAGAAUAUAGUGAUUUGGUGGAGAUGAAUAAAACAUUUGGUAAAGUAAAUGAGAAUUUGCAAGAGGCAAGGAAUAAGUUGCGACAAUUUACAAAAACAAUCGAGCAGACAGAUAAAUUAUUGGAUUUAUGGAUAAAUAUUUUAUCUCAAAGUACUCACACACAACAACUAUUGGCUAAUCCAUUAUGGGAAGGCAUUAUAGAGGAAAGACGUCGAAUAAUUGAAGAAUCAGAGCAGGAAGAAAAAGAGCGACAAGAACGUGAAAGGGAGACACGUGAACGAGAAGAACGGGAAAGACAGAUUGCUAUUGAAAGAGCUAAAGAAGCCGAGAUUGCCAAAUUAUCUAAUAAACCAAAAAUAAAACGUGGUAAUUCAUCAAGAAUAACAACAAAAACACGCGGGCGAAGAAAAGAAGUUGCUCUUCAUGCUCAAGAAUUAGCUAAUAUCGAAAAAGAAAAGGAAUUGGGUAUUGAUAAAAAGUCAGAUAAUUAA
Ambispora gerdemannii is the source of this 804-nucleotide messenger RNA. The record is from the annotation of a GenBank genome assembly. Lineage: Eukaryota; Fungi; Glomeromycota; Glomeromycetes; Archaeosporales; Ambisporaceae.